CAAGCCCUUGGUUUUGUCAACGCCAAGCACAAGUCAGUGAUGAUGCGAGACGGAAAUCCACAGAGCCAAGCCGGUGCCAAGAGCUCCCAAGAGCCUUGGAACUCCCAAACACUCAAAGCCAAGGCUCGGCGAUAGCACACCGUCGGAACCUCCCAGCUGCGAUUUAUUCCUGCCCUUUCCCAUUCUUUCAAUCGUCCCCGUCCACCUCCAUUUUUUUCCCAUCCACCGCAUCGUCGCCAAACAACGCCACCACGAGCUGCCCGCGCCUUUGCAGCACCCAUCUCGCCCAUUUCCCUGUCGCCCCGACUCCACGCCAAGAUAAUUACAUGAAACGUGAACCCUGCUGCCGCGCCAGGCCGAAUGAGCAGCAACCGCAGCACCGCAACCCGCCUACCAACCCACGCCGUCUGGAGCGACGAUGGAGCCUGGGGAAGCAGAAGACCCUGAAGACCACAGGAUCGAUCGGCGGCGGCAGCGGCAGCGGCAGCAGCAAGCGCAGGCGACAUGCGCGGGUACGCAGCAGCAGCGGCAGCGCGCCACAAAGUCGUGGCUCACGGCGCGGACGGUCCUCGAGGGCUUUUCUGCCCUGAUCUCAAUAGCCCUGCUGGGUCUGGGCAUCAAAAUGGCGGCGUCGUACGACACGGCGCCGCUGAUCCAUGUAUCGGUUGCCUUUGUCGGGUUCGCGGCGGCGGCAUCCAUCGCAUGGCCGUGCCUCGAGUUCAGCACCAUGUGGCUGCGCCGCGACCACCGGGGCAUCUACCCGGGCGCGCACGUCGGCGUGCACAUCUGCCUGUUCCUGGCGAGCGUGGCCGUCAUCGGCUACGUGUGCCUGUGGGUCUCGGAGGGCGACCACUGGAAGUACGUCGUCGUCCACGGCCAGAACAUGGAGUACUCGCCGCUCUACCACAUGGGCAUCGCCGCCAUGGCGCUUGCCGUGGUCCUGUUCCUGAUACACUUCAUCCUGUCCAUCCUCGCGUGCCGAGAAAUCAGACGGAAGGACUACGCGGACGAGACGUUUGUGACGGUCGUCGUGCGCUACGACGGCGUCGGCCCCGAGGGGACCGCCCGGCCGCGGGGCUACCACGUGUCCCCGGCGGCCAUCAACCUGCCGGCGUACGCGGCCAGAGAGACGUCCACUACCAGCCUGGCGCCGGCGCCGGCAGUCAUCCCCACGGGGGACCUCGGGAGGGUUGACGUGAGCGAAGAGUUUGCCGUCUACGAAACGCGGUCUGAGAACCCAGAGAAGCCGGGCCGGUCUGGGCUGAGGUAGUAGGUAAGGUAGUAUACCCUAGAGGUUGUGGGCUUGUGACGAAGGGGCGCGGCGGUCAAGCGUCAGCUCUGUAUUAUUCUACGUAUCUAAUGGGCUGGCUUGGGAUGGGAGGUUAAGGUCUAGCACGGAGUCAGGG
Messenger RNA from Lasiosphaeria miniovina, 1406 nucleotides. RefSeq lists its product as uncharacterized. The record is from RefSeq and is a predicted model, not a curated record. Bases 419 to 1270 code for a protein of 283 amino acids. The transcript has 3 exons. NCBI's taxonomy places the organism in Eukaryota, Fungi, Ascomycota, Sordariomycetes, Sordariales, Lasiosphaeriaceae.